AUGUCAUCUUGGACACACCUGAUUCGUUUUGUGGCUAUCGAAGAUGCUAAGACCUAUCUCGGCCAACUGGUCGAUACUGCACGAGAUAUCGGCAUUGAUUCACUAAACGAGAUUCCAAUUUAUGCGUUUGUGGUGGAAGGCUCAAUCUACAAUGGACGAGUCACGGACAGAAGAUUACAGAUCGGGAAGAUUCUUUCUCCAAUUGACCCACAAGAAUGUCCGUAUAUCCGCUGCAUAGGGUUGAAUUAUAAGCGCCACGCAGAAGAAGGCAAGUUACCGAUCCCAGGAGUGCCAGCGCUUUUCUCCAAGCCACGAACUGCACUCGUCGAUCCGUUCCCUGAAUCUAUUCGCAUCCCAGAAAUUGCACAAGACGGAACCAGUGAUUAUGAAGCUGAACUUGCUGUUGUUAUUGUAAAGACUGCACGGGAUAUAUCGGCCGAAGAAGCCCCAGAGUACAUCCUCGGGUACACUGCGGCAAACGAUGUAUCAGCACGGGCUAUUCAAAUGAAGAGUGCAAUGCCUAGCUUCUCGAAAGGAAUGGAUUGUAGUUGCCCUCUAGGCCCUGUUCUAGUAGCACCAAAGGUUAUCACAAACCCACAGAACCUGUCUAUCAAAGCAACUUACAACAACAAGAUCGUUCAAGAUGGUAACACUAGCGACAUGAUCUUUGGCGUCUACGAGCUAGUGGCGUAUCUUUCUCAGGGAACUACCCUCGAGCCCGGUUCUAUUGUGUUGACUGGCACCCCAGAAGGGAUUGGGUAUUUUCAAUCGCCCAGAAUAUUCCUUAAUCAUGAGGACACGAUUGAGGUUUCUAUUGAGCGAAUUGGUACUCUGAGCAACAAGGUUUUCUACGAAUAG
Penicillium lagena is the source of this 858-nucleotide messenger RNA. Its product is annotated as fumarylacetoacetate hydrolase family protein. Lineage: Eukaryota; Fungi; Ascomycota; Eurotiomycetes; Eurotiales; Aspergillaceae. The coding region runs from base 1 to 858 and encodes 285 amino acids. The transcript is spliced from 4 exons. The record is from RefSeq and is a predicted model, not a curated record. Gene Ontology annotation, molecular function: catalytic activity.